This is a messenger RNA of Cygnus olor (mute swan), 10421 nucleotides long. It is a transcript of the gene ZNF618, whose product is annotated as zinc finger protein 618. Bases 404 to 3052 code for a protein of 882 amino acids. The transcript has 16 exons. The record is from RefSeq and is a predicted model, not a curated record. Lineage: Eukaryota; Metazoa; Chordata; Aves; Anseriformes; Anatidae. Gene Ontology annotation, molecular function: protein dimerization activity.
GCGGCGGCCGCCCCGGCCCAUGCCCCCGGGGGGAAGGGGGGCUGCAGCAGCCCGGCGAGCCGCCCACCCGCGCAGCGGGGGCAUCGCCCCCACUCGCCGCUCCUGGGAGGGCGGAAAGGAGGCAGCGGCGGCGGCGGCGGCGCCGGCAUUGUGCGCGGCGGAUCGCAGGCCCCGGCGGCGCGGGGCUCGCCUGCCUCCCGCCCCAGCCCCAUGAACCAGCCGGACGGCUCCGCUCCGGCGGCGGCGGCGGCGGCGGCGGCGGGGAGCGCAGGCCGACGAGAGCAACAGCACUGGGAGGAGGAGCUCUUCCAGCAGGGAGUGUUUGAAGAGGAGCCCACGGAGCCCAAAAGCAGAGGGCUCCGAUUCGGUGACAUCUCAGUCCUCACCCAGUGAAGAGGCUGGAAUGAUGACUGAGGUGAAGGUGAAAACAGAGGUACCAGAUGACUACAUCGAAGAGGUGAUCUGGCAGGAUGACGCCAAAGAUUCGAAGAAGAAUAUAAAAGAUGGGCCAGGAGACGUGCCAGCAGAGAUCUGCGUGGUGAUCGGUGGGGUUCGCAACCAGCAGACGCUCGGAUCUUAUGAGUGUGGAAUAUGUGGGAAGAAAUACAAGUAUUACAACUGUUUCCAGACCCAUGUGCGAGCGCAUAGAGACACUGAAGCUGCCUCAGGUGAAGGAGCCUCACAAGGCAACAACUUUAGGUACACGUGUGACAUUUGCGGGAAAAAAUAUAAAUAUUAUAGCUGCUUCCAAGAGCACAGAGACCUGCAUGCCGUGGAUGUUUUUAGUGUGGAAGGUGCCCCAGAAAACCGGGCAGACCCCUAUGACCAGGCCGUCAUAGCAGCAGAUGAAGUGAAGGAGGAGGAGCCGGAACCGUUCCAGAAGAUUGGUCCAAAAACUGGCAAUUACACCUGUGAAUUCUGUGGCAAGCAGUACAAAUACUACACUCCAUACCAAGAACACGUGGCGCUGCAUGCACCUAUUAAGUUCUCUCGAUCUCCACUCUUCGUGGCAGUGAAGACACAGGGGAGCCAAUCCAGCAAAAAAACACCGUCUUCAAUAAACCGAUGUUCUACCCUCCUGCACCGCACCCCCUCCGGUGUCCCACCGGCAUCCCAAUCCCAGAUGUUCCGCGCUCCAAAUUCUGGAUCCCCAGGAAGCAAGGCCAUCACAGCAGAAAGUGCUUUCAGCAGGAGAGUGGAAGGCAAAGCGCAAAACAACUUUGAAGAAACAAACAGCAAUUCUCAGAACUCCAGCGCUGUUCAUUCGGGGACAGAAAAACCUAAAGAAAAGAGAUGUAAGCAGAACCCAUCAGAAACCGCAAGUCCCCUGAUUUCAAACCCUUUCCCGCUUUUACGAAAGCCUUACACCUGUGGAGCUUGUGGAAUCCAGUUCCAGUUUUAUAACAAUCUCCUGGAGCACAUGCAGUCCCAUGCAGCUGACAACGAGAACAAUAUUGCCUCUAGCCAGCCCAGAUCACCUCUAGCUGUUGUUGAAGAAAAGUGGAAACCACAGCUCCAAAGAAAUAACGCCAACAAUACAUCUGCAAGUGGUUCAGUAGGGAACAGCGCGAUCCCGGAGAAGGAGCGGCAGAACAUUGCCGAGAGGCUCCUGAGGGUGAUGUGCACUGACCUUGGGGCUCUGAGCGUGGUGAGUGGGAAGGAGUUCAUCAAGCUAGCGCAGACCCUGGUGGACAGUGGAGCUCGCUAUGGUGCCUUCUCAGUCACCGAAAUUCUUGGCAAUUUCAACACACUGGCUCUGAAGCAUUUGCCUCGGAUGUACAACCAAGUGAAGGUGAAAGUCACCUGCGCCCUGGGCAGCAAUGCCUGCCUGGGCAUCGGUGUCACUUGCCACUCACAGAGCAUUGGCCCUGAUUCUUGCUACAUCCUGACAGCUUAUCAGGUGGAAGGCAACCACAUCAAGAGUUAUGUCCUGGGAAUUAAGGGUGUAGAUAUUCGAGAUAAUGGUGAUUUUAUCCACCACUGGGUACAGAACGUGCUCUCAGAGUUUGUGAUGUCGGAGAUCAGGACGGUGUACGUCACAGACUGCAAAGUCAAUUCCUCUGCGUUCUCCAAGGCAGGCAUGUGCUUGCGUUGUUCGGCCUGUGCCUUGAACUCAGUAGUGCAGAGUGUGCUGAAUAAGCGAACACUACAAGCUCGCAAUAUGCACGAAGUGAUCGAGCUCCUGAAUGUCUGUGAAGAUUUGGCAGGAUCCACAGGCCUCUCAAAGGAGACCUUUGGCUCCCUGGAGGAGACCUCUCCCCCACCCUGCUGGAACUCAGUCACUGACUCCCUCCUGCUUGUCCACGAGCGCUACGAGCAGAUCUGUGAGUUCUACAGUAGGGCCAAGAAGAUGAACCUCAUCCAAAACCUGAACAAACACCUGCUCAGCAACCUGGCGGCUAUUUUGGCGCCGGUGAAGCAGGCGGUAAUUGAGUUGAGCAACGAGAGCCGGCCCACCUUGCAGCUGGUACUGCCCACCUACGUCAAACUGGAGAAACUGUUCACUUCCAAAGCUAACGAUGCUGGCGUAGUCAGCAAACUCUGCCACCUCUUCUUGGAGGCGCUGAAGGAGAACUUCAAAGUUCAUUCAGCACACAAGGUAGCCAUGAUCCUAGACCCUCAGCAGAAGCUGCGGCCCGUCCCACCAUACCAGCACGAAGAGAUCAUUGGCAAGGUCUGUGAGUUGAUUAAUGAGGUGAAAGAGUCCUGGGCAGAAGAAACAGAAUUUGAACCUUCAACCAAGAAGCCCCGGGCAGCAGGGGAAGCCACAGCAGCUCAGGAAGAAGAUUGGUUCGGGAAAAAUGAAGUCUAUGAUUAUUUGCAAGAACCUCUCUUCCAGGCCACCCCUGACCUGUUUCAGUACUGGUCGUGUGUUACCCAAAAGCAUACAAAACUAGCCAAGCUAGCCUUUUGGCUCUUAGCAGUGCCUGCUGUUGGUGCCAGAAGCGAAUGUGUAAAUAUGUGUGAGCAGGCUCUCUUAAUCAAAAGGAGACGGCUACUCAGUCCAGAAGACAUGAACAAACUCAUGUUUUUGAAGUCCAACAUGCUUUAAGACUUUCUUUUAAUUAAAACAAAACUUUAAAACACUGUUCCAAACAAAGAAAAAGAAUUUUAAGUUCUAAACACUGUGGACCUCAUUAUGAAUGCCCCUGGAAACCAAGUGCUUUUUUAUAUAUAUAUAAAAAUAUAAAUAUAUAUAAAAUUAAGUUUGAGAGGAAAGCUGAGCACGUGAGAGAGACAGCCCUCUGCCAGGAACGUGCUCCUUUCCAUAGAUAGUGUGUGGACUUGACAGACUUUCUAAUGUUUUCAAGUGGGCAGACCAAUGGGAGGCUGAUGUUCUAAAGUCUUCAGGCAGCUGAGAUCUAAAGUGACUUGAAGUUUCUUUUGUUUCUCCUCCACCCCAUCUUUCCUCUUGUCCCCUGGGCCAUCUUGCCAUGGAUAAUCAGACUACAUUGAACAGACCAGUUCUUCACUGGACUUUGCUCCUUUGAAUAACUGUACACCUUGAGGGCAUUUGUCUGCAGCCUUCUUGACAUAUGGUGCAUGUUAUCAGGGCAGCUGUGUUUUACGAACACCAGUAUCUUUAGAAAUCAGGAAGGGAGACUCUAAGAUUGUUUUUAUUAUUAUUUUUAUUUUAACUUUUUCAUAUAGGGUUUUUCCAAAAAGAACAAAAGUUACUCUUCUGUCUCCACUCCCAGUUUUGAGUUUAACUUGUUAGCUACUGAUUACAAGUUUGAUUUAAAACUAAGAGAAAUGAUUCAUGGCAGAAAACAUCUGUAAUUGUUAUGUUUCUUGGAUUAUUUUUUUUUUACAGCAUACCUUCUUUUCUGAAUUCCCAGUGUAAAUUAGCUUCUCUGUGAAUUCUGUACAUCAGGGGUUCUCAAAUUUGUUCACAGAGUAGCCCAUUUAUGAUUAAAUAAUAUCCUUAUGGAAGCCACAGCUGUUGCUUAUAUGGAAAAGCUAGAAACCGGGACAAGCAAGCAGGCGGUUACAACACAGAUGUCUUUGGCCAUCAGCAAGCUUGCCAGCGUUUGCCAGCUGCCAUUGAGAAUCCUUGUACCUAAAUUUUUUGUAAACCUUCCCACUACACACACUCAAAAUAGCCUUCACAAGGCCAAGGACAAACCAAGGUGUAUGAUUUUUCAGGGGAACAAAGAUCAUCAGUUCUGUCAAACUAGGGUUUGAAGGAAGCUUAGAGAAGCGCAUGGGCUCAAAGAUCCUUCUGAAUGUAAGUGCUCCUGAUUGAGUGCGAUGAAUAUCUUCCUGUUUUAUUUGGAAUGGUUUCCUCUAGUAGCACGAAUGUCUUUUUAAUACCUACAGUGCAUUACACUACUUGUUAUGUUGUUGAAUCGUUCUGGCUAGGAAGGCCAUCGGCCCUUAAAUGUUCACGCUUACUGGCUCACCCCGAAUGCAAUUAGAGAUCAUCGUCACGCAGAAACAUCUCAGUCACUCUGCUGUCCACUAAGGCCAGUGCUCUGCUGUGUCCGAUUCCCAUAGGCACAGCUCAUGGGCUGCUAGACAAGAUCUCUGCAAGCUAUCAGAGUUGGUGCCUCUUGGACAAUUCCUGACUUCUGGUGCCAAACUGUUAAUUUUUCAUCACUGGGACUUGUAUCCCAGAGGCAAAUUGAAACAAAUUCUUAUUUUUGAAGCAUUCUCUCCUGCUUCCAGUAGUGUCCUCAGGAGCUGCAGCCACAGUGGCAGCGGAGCAGCAGCGGUGGUGUGGGAGGACGGAUGGGGCAGGGUCCAGGGACAGGCUGGAGGCUGGAGCCCUCAAACAGCGCAGCGGUGUUUCUGGUUGCUGGUGAUGCAGUGGUAAGAUCGGGGGCCCUUUUUGGAAUGCUGCUGUUGAACAGACAUUCAACCAAGAUCCCACCUGCCCAUCUCUGGUUGAAUUAGAAGUUGCACGUCACAGGACAUGAGAAAUGGCAGGGCCAGUCAGCUAGCUCGCAGCUCAGCCCACCCGGCCUCGGGUUUUGUGUUCAGACACGGAACCCAGGAACUAAUGGACAGCUUCACUGCCACGGGGCUCAGACGGGGAACAGUUUGCAUGCUAGAGACCUUCCCUAGAUCAAGGUCACCGACGAUGGCUCUUUGUACCCAAGUGUCUUGCCCCAGAAUGACUCUUGCCCUUCUGAGCCUGGAAACAGGACUUACUGUAGCCUGAGUACAGAGCUUAGGUUGACAGCACCUCUUGGCACUAUUAGUGGCCUCAGGGCAAAACUAGUUCUCUCUUAAGUCUGAGUUUUGCAUAUGGAUAACUUAAAAUAUGUAGUCCACAACCCCACCGGCAACUGCAGAGGUAGCAGCAGGUGAAGAUGAGCAGCCAAGGCGGAGGCACUUGGAGAUCUGAUUUCUCUGGCAAUGGUUUUUGCAAACAGGUGCAGGUCGCAGGGCCAACGUUUCUUCUUUCUGGUUUUAUUUUCCCCCAGACAAAUCCUGCCCACCCAGCCACUGUCUGGGCCCGCAGUAGCAUAUCUAUUUGCGCUUGCAGUGCAGGUGGAGCCUGUAACAAACAAAAACUAAGUCUCAGACUAAAACCAAACAAAAAUAAAUAAUUCAGCAGGUGCAAAGUGUGCCAAUUAUGAAGUAUUUGUGACUGCUGCAGGUUCCACUGAAAAACACAAGGGAUCCUGCAGCAAGAAAACUGGGCUGAAGGGACAAGUCCAAAGCAAGAUUAGCUUUUGAGGCUGCAGAGCUCAGCGGACAGGCAGAAGCGGGACAGGAUUUGUACUGCUUUUUCCAAAUGGUGUGCUACACCUUUUUGCCUGGUUUGCCUGAGAUUCUAAGAGCUGCUCACAGGCUCUUCAGCACUCAGGCAAAGGUGUGACAGCUACUUGUUCCUUUCAGAGAGUUCCAAACCCAGCACUUCUUUGCUGUGGGACAGGCUGCUAACUGCCGUGGGAUCUGCCAACUCAGGCUCGUUGUGUCUGUGUGCCAGGCAUUAGGAUAGGGAAGUGUACCAACAAGAACUUACCACAGGUUUAAAGCCCCAGAACUGAGGUAAAAUUGCAGUCAUUUGUGCAAACAUUUAAUGCCAGGCUGUCCAGCAGUGAGCUGGACCAGGGCUACACAACCAGGGCAUGUGGGUGGAGAGGCCAGCGCCACCUGUAGUUCCUCUUCUCCUUUUUACAGUCUGUAUGUGGCAUCAGAUCUGGAGCUUUUCUGCUGUGGUGACCAAAGAGGGACUGAUGGGCCCUCUCCCCAGUUAGCAGCUGCCAAAUCCACAGUUAUCAUUGCACUAAUGCCAAGAGGGAUCUAAGCAAACAUACAGCAAUGUCUGGCAGAUGAGAUUCUCACAAAGACUUAAAAACUCAAUAGUAGCUGAAAAAAAGCAAAACAAAAUCUAAUGGAGCAAUCUGGAAAGUCUGGGUGAGAAGAGAAGCUGGUUGGCCAGCCCUUCUCCAGCAGGUCAGUGGAAGAGGCCACAGCUUUUCAUGAGACUUCAGAAGGUCACAGGGUGUUCUGCUCGGAGGAGCUCUUAGUGCUGGGCCUGCCCAUGGGCUGACUUGUGUCUGAUGUUCCUUUGCCUCUUUGAAAGGAGGGAAGCACAUCUGGAGCAUGCGGAUUUACUCUAAAUUUACUCUAAAUGCCAAGGUUUUGCUCCUAUUUCUCCUUCCCUCCUUAGGACUCAGAUGUGCAUUCUAGGGAGUGUAGAUACACUACCACGGUCUGACUUUUGGAAGCUCUUAUUUGCCAGGUUAUUGGCAUCAGCUCAGUGGUAGCUCUCUGUACAGAGCAGCAGUUGUGCUGUGAGGAGUCCUGCCUGUCCUGUGCUGGGAGGCAGGAGGAGAGAGGUCCUCUUGGGUUUGGCCAGAGCUGUCAUGAGGUUCUGCUCCCCGUGGGCUGGGAAAAGUCCUCACAGUUGGGAUCAUCCUGUGGUAGGUCAUGCUGGGAAUUGUCUUCUGCUUCUUCUGUUUCCUAUACUUGCACUUGAGAAAGAUGUUUGGAGAAAAAAAGAAAAAAAAAGAAAAAAAUGGUGUAUGUGUCCUCUGGGCAUUCAUUUGUUUCUGCUGCUUGUUCUGAGCCUGACCUUGCAGGCUGCUCUGUCGGACUUAUACUUUGCUCUGGGAGUGGUUGUGUCUGCAGGUGGGGAGCGGGUACCGACAGAAGGUGAACUGUAAAGAAUGAAGGGCAUUCCAGUCCUGUCCGAAGAUCUGUGUUAAAACAAAACUGAGGAAGGAGGGUACAGAGGCAGAGCUCUGCACAACAGAAGGUUGUUUCUUUGUGAGUACACCAGUCAGGGUCAGUGGAGAUCGUGGAGCCCAGAUCUGUCCCUGUCUCUCUCCCCGUCUCUAGCAGUAGAUGGUAGUUGUGUUCUGGCUUGCAAGAUGGCUCGGUGUCUUGUGCCUGGGUCCAUUGCAGAUGGAAGUAAACUUUUCUUUUUGUCAAAGUUUUGUCUGUUCUAAGAAACCUGAUUUGGUUGGUUUUGAAUUAGUGCAAUCUGGAAAACAUGUUGUGAAAGCCAACAGUAGGCUCAGGUUUUGGUAAAUUUAGACUUCUGUUGUUGCUGGGUAAAACAGUCUAACUUUGAGAUAAAUUGGUUUAAGCAUCCCUAAGAACCGCCUGCACUGGUUUAACUGUGCUUGCUGGGUGUUCUCCCCUGCUGAUCAGAGAAUACAUCCAGAAGCAUCUCAGGGAGUCAUGACCCUUAUGUGCAUUCUGCCCGUGAAGGUGCGGCAGAUAUGUUCAAAGCUCGGGAAUCACUGAAAACAGAGGGGAGACACUUCGGAAAGUGGUUGAGCUCUGAAUUGAGAUAUCUGGGUUAUUCCAGGAUUCAGUGAGAUGUCUCAGGUUGGGUGGUUUGCUUUUCUCCAGCUGCUUGCAAUAACACAGAAGGUUUAGUGUGAGAAGAAAUUCCUACAUGUGUUUAUGUUGGUGGGUGACACUGCUCAGCCUUACCCAGGGAAAGGGAUCGAUUCCACCUCGCGGGUCCCACAGCAGGCGAGCCGAGACGCUGUGUUGCACAGGAGACGGGUGAUGAGACAUUGUGCUGCUCAGAGAGCACUGCACGUGUUCUAGGCAGCACCGAGUUAGCGGUUAAUCAAAAGGCAGUAAAAGAGCAGCCAAAAGUUGAUGAGAGGCUGGGAGUGCUGCUUGUGCUGAGGAAGGACUCAGAUCUCUAAUUGCAUCUCUGCGUAAGGGAGGGGAGAGAAGCUCCUGUGAGCUCUCACAGGGAACAGGUUGUUCCCUAUGGAAUAAUUGGGAGUAUUGGGAUGAAAGCGAACAACAACAAAAAAAAGGACACUAAAGGCAGAUUCUGGGAAACGUUUUUAUUGAGGAGAAAUCUGUGAUCUGGGAGGAGUCUGUUACGUGGAAUGUGUCCUGGGCCCUGUCAUGAAAAAGGAGACUGCACGGCUGUGUGCUCCAUGAGGCUGCUUAGGACCUGACAGGGAGGAAAGAGCCUGGGUGCAGAGGUCAGAGGUGCUGGGGCUUGAGGCCCAUCCUGCCCAACAGCCGAUAGGUCCAGAAGGGCUCGGAGAGCAUCUUCUCCCACGUCCUCCCACUCACCUCCGACACUGCGCCAUCCACCAGUCCCUGCAGGAGGGAGGGAGCUGGCCGGUGGGGCAGAGGAGGUGACACCAGUUUGGGGGCAAAUGUCUCAUCACCCCUCGUAAUGCCAAGGUGAAAGAAUCAGGGGCAGGGGAGAGUAUUAAAUGUUUUGCUGCUUCUGCUGUGCAUUUUCUGUGCUACACCACGAUCUUGAGUUCAUGGGAUCUGUUGGGAAUGCCCAGAAACAUCAGCUGAGACUUGAGGUGCUUUGUCAGGUACUUCUGAGGAUGUCACCCUGUAGCAAUAAGAGCUCGCUUUUCCCAGCGUGUGGGACCUGUCCCUAUGCCACAGGUUGCCAUCGUCCUGGGCUCCAGGAAAUGUCACCGAACCAACCAAACAAUAACACACAGAGAGGUAAAACCAAGCACAGCUCCAAGUUGAAUGCCUCAUUAGUACUGUGGGAUAGUUUGCUUAUGCUAGGCCAGAAAUGGUAAACCAAUGAGAGUGUAUUGCCCUGAAAUUUAAUUUUAUAUAUUGAAUGUUUGGGGAAAGUCUGUUUAAUUCCUUGGUUUUGUUUGGCUGGUUAGUUGGGUUUUCUGCUACUCCUGUUAGAGUCCUUUCUUUUUAACUUGACGGAAAAGUUUUGCUCAUGUUAGACAAAGGUGUAUCCAUUAGCCCCUGUAGGGUUUAAUGUAGGCAGCUGAGUUUGAUUUUUUUAGAAUAGCUUCUGAAAUGAGUCACAUAAAUGGCUCAUUCAUGCACAACAUCAACCACUGACUGAAAGGAUUUUCUUUUUUUUGCCAUCGUUUUAGCAUCAUUGGCAGUGGUCAGCGUGUCUUGGUACCCGGGUGAGCAGCGCAGCCUUAACGACAGGAAUAUUUUGCAGUGGAGUUGAUGAGUACAGGCAUGUCAAACCCUUGCUUUUUACAACCAAAGUUCCUUAAAAAGACACUUCCAGCCUCAUCAGCCUUGAAUGCUUGUUUUCAGUCUUCUAGGGGUUCUUGUGGCGGUCUCUGCAACAUGUGUGGAUAGGAUGGUUUUCUUUCCGCUGGGCUGGGGGGGUGGGAAGAGGCAUUUAUUUUUUUCUUGCUCUCCCUGGAGAAAGACCUUUCCGCUCAAGGAAGGAGGUGUGUAUUCUGGAAGGAGAAGCAGUCUAAGGAGCUGUUUUCCAUGGUCCCUUAAAACUUACUGGGACUAAUUUUUUUUUUUUAAUUGUUUAAAAGCAAAACUGAUAAUGGAUGAGCUGAAAUACUCAUGACAGGUGGCUAGCCAAGGCUGUAAGUCCAGGAGGAACACACAUCAUCCAGACCUGAGGAUUCUGGUCCGCCGUAGCUAGAAAGUGUCAUGCCGACAAACCAAACUGUCAGGAAAUCCUUGUUUGCAGCCAGUCUGAAAAGAGAAGCUGUUCCUCGUUCGUGUGUUCGUUUUUGGAAACCUCCUGCUGGGAGCUGAAUUCUUGUUGUUUCAUCAAGAAAACAAUUAAUGUUCUCCUUUCCCUCCUCACCCUCCCUCCCCUCAGUAACUUGUGUGCAUUUCCUUCUUUUCUGUAGAUGCAGAUGUUCUAGGCAAUACCACAGAUGCACCUGCGUGUGUCUCUACCUGCGAGUGCAAGAAUCUCAUGUCAUCUUAAAAAAUACAAAAAAAUAUACAAAAAAUAUACAAAAAAUAUCUUUUUUAGGCCAGAGUUUUCUACAGGUAUUAAUGAAUAUUUUUCUUAAUCCUUAUAAGUUUUAUGUGUUUAAUAUUUCUUAAUACCGGUAGCAUUAAUUUAUACUUUUGUAGCAACACAAUAUUUUUAUAAACCGCCACCGCUGGCUUUGUCUUCAUAAUGGGGAAAUGUGCGGGCAGCUGGCCCUGCACUGUACCAUGUACUGUAUUUAAAAGGUUAUCUAAUGUCACACUUGCUGUGUUAAUAAACAAAACAAAACCUG